AUGGCCGACGCAGCACCCCGUGGCGGCGGCUUCGCAUCGCGUGGAGGAGACCGUGGCGGCGACCGCGGCCGUGGUGACCGUGGCCGUGGACGUGGACGUGGCCGUGGCCGUCGUGGCGGCAAGUCCGACGAGAAGGAGUGGCAGCCCGUCACCAAGCUCGGCCGUCUCGUGAAGGCCGGCAAGAUCAAGAGCAUGGAGGAGAUCUACCUGCACUCGCUCCCCAUCAAGGAGUACCAGAUCGUCGACUUCUUCCUGCCCAAGCUCAAGGAUGAGGUCAUGAAGAUCAAGCCCGUCCAGAAGCAGACCCGUGCCGGUCAGCGUACCCGUUUCAAGGCCAUCGUCAUCAUUGGUGACUCCGAGGGCCACGUCGGUCUGGGUAUCAAGACCUCCAAGGAGGUUGCCACUGCCAUCCGUGCCGCCAUCAUUAUUGCCAAGCUCAGCGUCAUCCCCGUCCGUCGUGGUUACUGGGGUACCAACCUUGGUACUCCUCACUCGCUCCCCGUUAAGGAGAGCGGCAAGUGCGGUUCCGUCACCGUCCGCCUUAUCCCUGCUCCCCGUGGUACCGCCCUGGUUGCCUCGCCCGCUGUCAAGCGUCUCCUCCAGCUUGCUGGUAUCGAGGAUGCCUACACAUCGUCGUCCGGCUCGACCAAGACCCUCGAGAACACCCUGAAGGCCACUUUCUCGGCCGUUUCCAACACAUACGGCUUCCUCACCCCCAACCUGUGGAAAGAGACCAAGCUCAUCAGGAGCCCGCUGGAGGAGUUUGCCGAUACCCUCAGGGACGGCAAGCGUUACUAG
Molecule: messenger RNA, 798 nt
Organism: Pyricularia pennisetigena
Lineage: Eukaryota; Fungi; Ascomycota; Sordariomycetes; Magnaporthales; Pyriculariaceae
Exons: 3
Coding region: 1-798 (265 amino acids)
Biological process (GO): translation
Cellular component (GO): cytosolic small ribosomal subunit; ribosome
Molecular function (GO): structural constituent of ribosome; RNA binding
Source: RefSeq, a predicted model, not a curated record